AUGUCGGAAAAGCGUUCUAGAGAAGAAAGGAUAGACAAGUUACAUCGAAACGCAAGAGCUCCUUUCAAGCUGAACAUCAGAGAAUUCCUACCGCCAAUGAAUUUUCAAGUUCCAAAGCUGCCAGAAUUCGAUGAGAAAACAGAUGAUCCAGAUCAGCAUGUUUUACACUAUGAAACUGCCAUGACUCUGUGGAAGUUUAGCGAUGAAUUGAUGUGCAAAAUGUUUCCACAGUCACUGGAUGGUGGAGCAAUAAAGUGGUUCAAUCAACUCCCGGCACAGUCAAUUAAUACUUACCAUGAGCUGGUUGGAGAAUUCUGCUCUCAUUACAAGUAUAACAGACGUGAUCGGAAGGGAUGCCACACAUUUUUCCUUUUAGUAAUUCGGAAGGAGGAAAGUAUCAGACAAUUUACUCGGCUCUUCAAGCAAGAAUUGACCGAUGUAGAUGGUGCCAACGACCAAGUCGUCAUAGAAGCUUACAAACAGGCAUACCAAUAUGAUGAAAGAGGUGUGUACGGUUCCUUGGUCAAGAGACCACCCAAAACUCUUGAAGAAUUGUAUGAUCGAGCUGAAGAAUUGUAUGAUCGAGCUGAAGAAUACGCUCGAGUGCAGGAUGAUUCCAAAGCUCGAGAUACAAGAGAAGUUAACAGAUCGUCCAAUCAUCCAAAUGAUGGGAGGAAAGACAAGUCGAAGAACCGUUCGAGCGGGCAGCAAAAUGAUCGAGGUGAGGUUCGAGAGAAAAACCAAGGUGAACGAAUGGAAACUGGAUAUCAGAAAUAUCAUAAUUGGAAGAUGACACCGUUGAACAUACGGCUUACAGAGUUGUAUGAGAAAAUAAGCAAGGAUUUAAGCCCCCCUCGUCCUGUGCCAGCGGAGAAACGCGAUAAACAUGAUAAGAGCAAAUACUGCAACUUUCACAAGGACCAUGGUCAGAAGACUGAGAAUUGCCGCUCUUUACAGAUCGAGGUCCAGCGAAUGAUAGACGCUGGAAAACUACAAGAGUACGUGAAAAAUAAUUUCGGGAAAGGUCCUUGA
This is a messenger RNA of Papaver somniferum (opium poppy), 1032 nucleotides long. RefSeq lists its product as uncharacterized. Bases 1 to 1032 code for a protein of 343 amino acids. The transcript has a single exon. The record is from RefSeq and is a predicted model, not a curated record. NCBI's taxonomy places the organism in Eukaryota, Viridiplantae, Streptophyta, Magnoliopsida, Ranunculales, Papaveraceae.